GCCGGCGGUAACGGGAGCGGGCCCGGGGCGCUCGGUGCGGGCGGCGGGACCGCGCUUCAGCCUGCCCUGGAGCUGCGAAGCUUCUGAGGGAAGGCAGAGAAGAAUUGACAAUAUCCUAAGAAACAAGCUUCACAAAGAGCAUCUUCCAUCCCUACAUGCUUUCUCUCUGCUUUUUGUUGGUGUUUGUUACAAAACCGGGUUAUAUGCUUUAAUUUCCCCCUUGUCCAACACCCAGGGGGUUUUUAGUUUUUGGGAGGCCCAGAGCUCCAAGUUCACCUCUUCUUUAAUGUAGGAAGAGCCAAAGCAGUGACUGAGAGGUUGCAGUGGCAGUGGGUUGUGUGGAUUCCUUCUGAGGAGGAGGAGGAGAGUGUGUCGGUGCCAUGGAAGUGGAAAAGAGCAGCAAAAGGAGUUGCUUCACUCAGACCUCCUGUUUGGGUGAAGAUUUAGGUGAAGACUCGCAGCUGGAGUAUCUCAGUGCUUACGAGGAGUGUGAGGAGGAUAAGAACAACUCGAGUGCGUUUUCUGAGCAGGGGGAGGUCGAAGAGGUGAAGAAGAUGCCACUGAUUGGUGACAAGGUGCCACCCCAAACCACAGCAGGGGACGAAGAGUCUGGAAAGAGCGAAACACUCACCCACAGCGUGGCAGUGGAGCCAGACAUUCCUUUCCUGCCACCCAGGGAAAAGGCCCAGCUCUGCAAAGGUGCAGAGCCCUCCGAUUUCGGCAGCUGUGAAAAACCUGCGGUGUGCACACAAGGUGCCAGCAGCGCUGACAGCCCUGCAGAGCAUGCUGAAACCCAGCUCCCAGUCCCUGAAAUACCCCCUAGCAAGAAUCCUGUUGCUGGCAUGGAAGCUGCAGAUAAAUCCUCUGGUGGGAGCCCCGGUGCUGUGGAGUCGGAGCAGGGGGAAGCCCUGAGGAGUGUUCCUGGUGUGUCUGCAGCUGUGCAGGCUGUGGAUGAUUCUGGCUUCCCAGCAAGCAGAGACAGCAGUGCCCAGGUCUGUCUGUGCUCCAGGGCAGUGAACACAGAAGUAACCAUGAUGAACAAAACUCGACCUGUGGGGUGCCUGGGUCAAACCUCCGUGGAUGCUGCUUCCAACACAGAGUGGUCCUUCAGAGCUUGGAGCUCACACAUGCAGCAGGAAUCAAAAGAUCAUCUGUGUAUCUGUGACUGGAAGACAGGCACCAGCAGGCCAGAACAUCCCAACAAGCAAACUGGGAAGAAUUCUGCAUCAGGCUGCUGCCAGAACGUCCUGCAGAGAGCAGCUGAAGCAGAGCUGCAGCUCCUGGCCAUCCAUUACAAGAUGUGCUUCCAGCACUGCUUGAAGGUUUAUGAGCUGGCUUCGGAGGAAAUCACUUAUUUUGGGAGAUGUGAGGAAAAGUCCAAGUUGUAUUCGUCUCUCCUGCUGGUUUUGGAUGAGCUGGACAAUAAUUACAGCAGUAUGAGAACGGAAAUAAACAUGGGCAUUCCUUUAAAUGAACUUCCACCACUGUCAGUUGAGCUGAAGUUUUCCCCAAUCUCUUCCUUUUACGUACCCUCCAAGUUUCUCAGAAAAAGUGUUUACUCUGAGCAGGUACAUGACAGAACAUGUUCAGGAACCACAUCCAGUGAUUUUCUUGAUCUUUCAGGUGAAGGGAAAGCUGACCCUGAAGACCCAAAAUCUCAAGAAAAGGGGAUUUCUGUCAAUAUGGACAAGUUAGAGAAUGAUGGUGAUCAGCCAGGUGACUCUGCCUGCCCUGAGACAUGGGAGGAACAACCUAAAGAUCAGGCUCUGGAACGUGGCUGUGUGAAAAAUGAGGAAGGGAGUGAGUAUUGGUUUGAUGCUAAGGAAGACUUGUCAGUGGCAGAUAUUUCAGUAAUGUGCAGAGAAAUGAAAAAGCAACAAGGAAAGCAGGACUCGAUUGACUCAAGAGAAAUGAAGACAGUGGGGAGUGGGAAUGAGCAUUCUUCUGUUCAUGUUGGUGGCCUAAAACCCUCAGUGCAUGAGGAGCCUGUGGAAAAUUCCCUGCAGAAAACAUCCACUUGUUCCUCUGUUAACCCAUCUGGUAUCUUUGUUUCUCCUUAUGCACUGAACUUGAGCAGCUUUACCAAGUUAAUAAAGAGGCUUCAAGAAAGGCAUCCAGAGUUCAGCAGAGCUGAAAUUGUGGAGGCUGUGCAGGAGGUGAGGAAAAUCAACAAAGGUGUCCUGAGUGGCUUGGCCAUUAGUUCUAUCGAGGAAAAGACCUCUGCCAUUCUGAGGAGAUCGAUGCGCUGAGGAGAUCCUGGCAGGAGCAGCGGUGGACAAGAUCUGCUGCAAUUGCUGCUGGAAAGAGCAGCCUUGUUUGCUGUCAGUAAUAAAGGUUAAAAUUUGUUCUUGAAAAA
This is a messenger RNA of Cyanistes caeruleus (blue tit), 2356 nucleotides long. The record is from RefSeq and is a predicted model, not a curated record. Lineage: Eukaryota; Metazoa; Chordata; Aves; Passeriformes; Paridae.